AUGGCCGAAAUCAAUUUUAUUGCUCAACCUGAUCUUAUACAACUGGAAGACACAAUCACGCUCUUCGUGCAACAAAAGGCUGUUCUUGACUCACUCUUUGCUGCCCUUGAACUUCUUUCGAAGGGUCCAGAUCGCCACAAAAAAUGCCGUCGCAUCAGACCCAUGGUCAAGUUUGUUUACGAGGAAAAGCAUGAUAAUGAUGAGAGUAAGCGCCGGCAAAGAGUACUCACAACAUUGGAUCACUCUUCGAAAUCUCUCUGUUUCUUUUCCCUUAAGCCCAGUCAAAUCCUCGAGCUAAAGAAUAAAGCCUUUGAUGCUAUGAUAGACGGAUUACCCAAAUUCAUUGCGGCCGAAUCUCAGCGCCAGAACCUCAUCGAAGAACGGAUUGGAGAUUAUGUACAGAAUAUCGUGGUCGAGUUCGCCAAGAAAACAGUCUUGGUUAUAGAUCAAACAUCUUCAUUCAGCAAUAUAGCAAGAAAGGAGGAGCAGCCAAGGAAGCGUCAGAAAAUAUCCCUGGAACGUCGUCGCAACACUGGGAAGCCUGAGCUACCGAAAGUUUCGAGCCUUGUGCCAGUACUUUCAACUACAGCUUCCGUAGCAGUAGAGGCUCUUCCGGCCCAACAAGACCAAGAACAUGCCGAACGAGCCAACUGUACUGAAUCCAAUUCCCAGCUCAGGAACUUGUCUUCAAGUCCUUGGCAAGGUGCCAACAUGGGCUACUACUACGAGGACGAUUGGCUAAACGACGAUGGCAACUACCAACCAGAUUGGUUGACGCGAGGAUUGUCAUUGGACAUCUCGAUGAUGGAUAUGGGAAACACCUUCCCCCCGCCCCUUGAACUCCUGCCACUCUCGGAAACCUCGUGGCUAGCCGAGAGUCAUGUCUCUGAGUCGAAUGCACGCCAAGAACUCAACACCAAAUGUGCCCAGUCAUGA
This is a messenger RNA of Fusarium poae, 936 nucleotides long. RefSeq lists its product as uncharacterized. The record is from RefSeq and is a predicted model, not a curated record. The coding region runs from base 1 to 936 and encodes 311 amino acids. The transcript has a single exon. NCBI's taxonomy places the organism in Eukaryota, Fungi, Ascomycota, Sordariomycetes, Hypocreales, Nectriaceae.